CUCCUAUUUAUUCUAGAGACCUCUUUUAUAAAAUUAUCAAGGCCACGCCCCUUCAUGCUUUUGUAUCUGAAUGAUUUUGGAAACACCCCAUAGGUUACAGCAUGUAAUUCUGGAGACUCUAUGGCAACUUUUAAUGACUCAGGUAGAGCUUAAAAUCAUUCAAGAAACAUCGUCUUGAAGUCUUCUGAGCUACGAUAAAGUUUCGAGCUACAUUUGAUAAUUUGAGAGAAAGUGUCGUUUUGUAAAUCUUAUUAAAAUAGUUUAAAACUCACUUCAUUUGACAAAAUCUUCGAGAGAACAAAUUUGAAAAAUCCGAAGAGCAAAUUCAAUUAUCAGCUGUCGUCAAGUUCAAACAAAGCGUAGCGAAGCUUCUUUACUAACAACUUGUGUUUAGAGUGUACUUUUUAUCUCCUCUUAAUACAAAGGCAGAAUCUUAGUCAAAACAGGUCGGUCUAAAAGGUCAAUAAAGGUUCUUUGAAUUUUGCCCGACUUCACUCCACAAAAGUGAAGCAAAAGUUCAAAUACGAAGAGAAAUUUCAAAAAAUCAUACUUUCCAAAAUUGUCAAAUUAGGUAUAUAAAACUCUGAUUUUUGAUAGGAAACUUCCAAAAACCCGAAUGCAAAGUUUAUGCAAUAAGUUUUGCAUUAUCAUCCCGCCUUUUGUAUAACGAAUGAUGAAAGUCAAACAUCCAAAUCAAGCUCGAGUCUCGAAUGGGAAGAAAGAUUACAAAUUUUGAAGAUAAUUGUUAAUUUGAUCUUCUUUUGUGAAGCAACUUCGCCGGAAAACUUUGUGUUUUACCUUUAUUUAUUUUAACAAAAUAAGUAUAUUUAAUUCUUUUAUCCUUGGAGAAAUUUGCCCUAGAUCCGCCAUACGUUGGAUAGCUUCAUCAGCUUUACCCUGUAAUUCUCCAGAGAGCAGAAAACCCUAAAUGCGAGAGCUCAUAUUGAAUUCGUAAUAUUGGCGUAUUAUCUAUUGUUCUGAGUGAAAACUUAUUAAAACUUUUGAAGUUAUAGCUCAUCAAGGUCAAACUCUCUUCAAAAACUGAUUUUGUUAGGUUUGUCAUCCUAAAGAACCCAGAUGUUUCUUUGAAAUCAGAAACCACAAGUUAUACCAUAAAUUUUACUUCUUUGUAGAUUUACAUAGCUUCAACUAGUAAUAAUUUUACCAUGACUUGAAACUUUCAAAAAAGGCAAAUCAAUUCAUCAUUUUUAUUCUACUUAUCAAUUCCAUUCAUCAAAAAAAAAGAUUAUGAAGUUUUCGAUCAAAAAUAUGUUACCUCUGUUUUUCAUUUUCCUCCACUGGAUUUCGUUGACCGACGGUGGUUGCCAGUUUGACCCGAUUCUCCAGACCAAACACUCAGCAAUCAUUCAAUAUUCUUUGUCCAACUUUGUGGUUUCCCUGAUGAAGGCCUUCAACUACCCCCCGACAGUGACUCACGAUGGAUAUAACUACACAGACUACGACUACGGCUUCUCCUACAACUUCAGAAAAGUAGCUCCACACGUUGAUCUGAACGACGCGUCAAUCAACUAUUUCUACCUUGGUCCCCACCCAGCCAGUCUGCUUCUGGUCAUCUCCGGCACCAGAUACCUCCACCCCCUGCAAACAAUGAGAUCCACACACCCAGAUGCAGAUGAGCCCCCCAAUCGGAUUCUGAGGGCCACUCGGGUGGUGUGGCGGGAGAUGGAGGGACAGGUGUUCAAGAACGUCACCGAUGAGAUACUGGAGGAUCCAGAACACUACAUAGAACAGACUAUCAAACUGAAGAAUGACGCGAAAGGAAGUCUGUUAUUCCUGGUGAGCAGAUACGACCAGGCUGACAGUAUGUAUAUGUCCUUCACAGAAGAUGCUGGGAAAAGCUACAAGCGCAGGAAUAUCCCCCACCAUGUGAAGCAGAAACUGAGCAGUCUCGCGUUCUACAGAAGGUCUGACGCCUUGCAGCCCAGCCCCUCAUCCAUGCAACGCCUUCUUGCAGCCAACACCUUCUUCACUCUGGACGGGGGAGAGACUUGGAAGGAGAUUCUGAGCAGGGGCUACUUCCCCUCAUACCAGCAGAAGCCACACAAGACUGUGUGGAUCAAUGACACUACUAUACUCACUUCCACUCACACUUCAUAUGGUAUCUCGCUGCACAGAUGUGACCUUGAGAAGCACAGGUGUCGCAUGCUGCUGUACAAUAUAAAGAACUUCGUUGUGCGAGACAGAGUGAUAGUUGCCAGUAUAUAUCACGACAUACACAACCCAUUUAACAGGUCACUCUACACCAGCACAGACGCGGGGGAUGUGUGGAACAGGGCACAGGUUGACUCGUUCAAGCAGCACCACAAGCCAUACGUGUAUCUCAUGUCACCUACCCUCUCGUUUUUGACCCUGCUGGAUGAGAAUGAGUCAUGCUAUGACCUCUACGUCUCAGACUCAGCUCACGUCUCAUACUCAUUAAGCAUGAAAAAUCUACACCAGGAGAAACUGGUAAGGGGCAGGGUUGGUGUGGAGCGAUUAGGCAGUCUGGAGAGUGUGUUUGUCGUGAACAAAGUGGAAAAAGGGUCCGACUUCCCCGUCAUGUUCAUCACGAGAAACAACGGAGGUUCGUGGCACCGUGCAUCAGUAAACCACACCCCGUGUUCCAGAUGUAUGUCCAUGAUGGACUCUGAGACUGGCAGGACACUGGGGUUCGACUACACCGAUAGUUACUCAGACAAGACAAGGGCAUACGACUACGACUACACUUCUGGUGGUACUGGAGGAAACAGUCGAGACAAUUUCUACCACGUGGCCACUAUGCUGUCCCACAAGAACAUCCCCGGAUUCGCCCUCUCCUACAUUGAGAAGUCAGACGAGAAGAGACCAUUCGCGUUCGCCACAGUUGAUGCUGGAAAAGAGUUCUUCGCCAUUCCCAACCGGGGAUCUCAACACUUUUCAUUCCUGGUGGACGGGGAUGUUUUGGUGGACUUCGGGAGUGUCUCAUCUCUUUCUCUCUCGUGGGACAGGGGUCACUGCUGGUACAACUACUCCCUACCCCCCAUUCCCUCUUCAGAGAGGGUGAUGAUCAUCACUAAUUCAGCUGACCCCGAGCACUCGUCGGUGGAGUUGCUGGUGUUCGAGGGGGUCAAUGACUUCAUCACUCUCGGCUUGGAGACCUGGAAGACACUGCAGAUCCCAAUUAGGAGAUUCCAGAUUCGCAGUUACAUAAUCAAUAUGGAGACACUUGCAAAGGAAGUUUCCACUUGCAGUUCAGAUGACGUGCACACAGAAGAGGAGAAAGCGUGUGUGUUAGGAGAGCAGAUGUCCUACAGACGGCCGAAGGAGGGCGCCCAGACAUGCAAAUUGCACAGUUCAGAUGAGGGACACACACAUGAAGCUUGUGAGUGCACAGAUGAAGAUUUCGAAUGCGACUUUGGCUUCGAGCGAGAAGAAAAAGAAAACUCCGAUUCCUCCGACGACGCGGAAACUUUAUCCUGCAAACCUCUUCACAUGUCGGAAAUGAACACGACUUCCAUCUGUUUUCACAAGCUGUAUCUCGAACAUCAGAAGUUUUUCAAUACAACGGGGUACAGAAAAAUCGCUUCUGAUAAUUGCAAGGGGGGCAGAGAGAAGUACUUCAACGAUCUGAAAACUUACCCAUUUGAAAUUCUAUGCACUAAAGAAGAUUAUUAUGUCGCAGGUCAAGACAAGUUGGUUCAGAAAGCACAAGGAAGCUCAAAUAUCGGAAUCGUGCUCGGAAUUCUGAUGUUUAUUGUAUUUAUAUUAUGUACUGGAUUAUUUGUUGUUUAUCUUGUCAAGGUGAAAAAGUAUAGAAUCAAAUUGCCUUCCGUUUCAAUGCCGAAUUUCCGGUCCUUUGCAUCUGAUUUUGGAUUCAAUAAAUUCCAAAACGAAGUUUAACUCGAUUAAAGUUAAGAUUUAGUACUAUUAGUUGAUGUGUUUAUUAACUUGAUUUAGCUUCAAUGUGUAUUUUGUUGUAAUUA
Symsagittifera roscoffensis is the source of this 3962-nucleotide messenger RNA. Its product is annotated as sortilin-like. The transcript is spliced from 14 exons. Lineage: Eukaryota; Metazoa; Xenacoelomorpha; Acoela; Convolutidae. Gene Ontology annotation, biological process: post-Golgi vesicle-mediated transport. The record is from RefSeq and is a predicted model, not a curated record. Gene Ontology annotation, cellular component: Golgi apparatus; membrane. The coding region runs from base 1249 to 3879 and encodes 876 amino acids. Gene Ontology annotation, molecular function: protein binding.